AGUAGGCUUCGAAAUGUCGCUCCAGGGAGGAGUGAGUGCUACGUGAUGUGGCGCUGCGCGCUUCCUGUCUGCGUAGCGCCGCCGAGAGAUCCCCAUCUACCCCCGGAGUCCACUGCAGCGUCUGUCCCCGGCGUCGGACGGUCAGAAACCCACAGAUUUGCCCAUCAUGGCUGUGAACCUGAGCAAAAACGGCCCAGCUCUUACCGCGGCCUAUAACGAGGUGGUGGAUGAGAAGUCAGAGACUAACUGGGCUCUCUUCACCUAUGAGGGGAACACCAAUGACAUCAGGCUUGCAGAGAAAGGAGAUGGUGGUCUGGAGGAGCUGGUCGAGGAGCUGAACAGCGGGAAGGUGAUGUACGCUUUCUGCCGCGUUAAAGACCCCAACUCUGGCCUUCCCAAAUAUGUCCACAUCAACUGGACCGGUGAGGGUGUUAAAGAUGCCAGAAAAGGCCAGUGUGCAAAUCAUGUGAGCUCCAUCGCUAACUUUCUUAAGGGAGCUCACGUGACCAUAAACGCACGGGCGGAGGAGGACGUGGAGCCUGAAGCCAUCAUGCAGAAAGUGGGCAAAGCCUCAGGAGCCAACUACAGCUUUCACAAAGAGUCCAGUCGCUUCAAAGACACCGGGCCGCAGGGGCCUGUGGGAUCUGUUUACCAGAAGACUAAUGCCAUGUCUGAAAUCAAGAAAACCAACAAAGACAAUUUCUGGGCCCAAGCAGAGGAGGAGGAGGAGAGGAAGCAGGCAGCACAGAAACCCUUUAAACGCGGAGAGUCGGUGGAAAAAGCCAACUGUGCUGAUGUCCAUCAGGAGGAGGAGGAGAGGAAGCAGGCAGCACAGAAACCCUUUAAACGCGGAGAGUCGGUGGAAAAAGCCAACGAAGCCGCGGCUCUCGUCUCCCAGCGCUCCGUUAAUCCCAGAGAAAUGUUCAAACAGAGGGAGAUGGGCAUCAGCUCUGCUAACACAGACAAUACUGAGUCCAGUCCAAAACCAGAACCCAGUUUUGAGGAACAACCCAGAUCUCAUUAUGUGGAACCAGAACCAGAACCCGAGCCAGAGUAUGAAGAUGUACAAGCAGUCAUUGAUGACUAUGAAGUGCCCGUAGAACAAAAGCAGCCACAAUAUGAGGCGGUAGUGGAACAAGACACCAUCUAUGAGGAACCAGCACAGGAGGAGGAGCAGAACACGUAUGAGACGACAGAUGAUCGCGGUGUCUGUGCCAGGGCUCUGUACGACUACCAGGCUGCUGAUGACACCGAGAUCUCGUUUGACCCAGAUGACAUCAUCACCGGCAUCGAGAUGAUUGAUGAAGGCUGGUGGCGAGGGUACAAUCCGGGUGGACAUUUCGGCAUGUUUCCUGCAAAUUACGUGGAGCUUAUCUAACACCGCUCAACAUCUCCCCCUCCCUCGUUAGAGUCGGACUGAAUUCAUUUGCCCCGCGUAGAUUUAAAUCUCUGAUAUAGUUGAUUGAAAAGCCUAAAACUUAAAUCACGGACCAAAAGAGUGAUGAUCAUGUGACCAGGGGUAACUCUGAUAUUUCAUACUGUAUUGGUAGUUUUCUGUUGUUAAUUUUAUUUCAUUUGAGGCUGUUGUAAUUUAAAAAAUAUUGAUUUCGAGUAUGCAGGCAGACGGCCCAAAAACGACCACCUAGAAUUGCUGUCCGUGCAGGAAUCCUGGGAAACUUCAUGUUGAAGAAGUGCUGUGGUGACAGUCCAGUGACAUGCGAAUAUCCUUUUGGGGCUGAACCUUUUCUCAGUGUUUGCGAAGACGUUCCUUUUGAACAUUUCAAUGCUAGUUCCAAUAUUCCAGAGGUGUUUGGUGCAGGUGUUUGUAGUGAUCAGUCCCGUUUUGCCUUGGUUUUUGCCUUCUUUCUCCACAAGACCGAGUGUGACUGCCUUGCAUUCUUGAGGAAUAGCGCAGAUGUUUUGCUGCUGUGAAGUUUGCCGAGGUCGGACUGAAAUCGAUCGAGUGAGAUGAGUUUAUUUUUGCUGUGUUCUAUACGUCACGUGUUUGAAAUCCAGAAAGCCGCUUCAGUCGUCAAGUAUUACGGUUCUUGAUAUCCUUCUAGGCUUGCAGUGAGAAGAGUGGGAAGUUACUUUGAGACCGCAGCUUUUCCUGUCUGCUCCGAAAUGUGGAGAAUAUUAAUACUGUGAUUUUUAGGUUUCAGGGAGCCAUCAUUCUCUCAUCAUCUUGCCUUUGGGUCACAGGCGGGAUCUGGAUUGUGUUUAGAUGCCGAGGAUCACGUCAGGUUUAUUUAGACCCUUGCAUUUUUACCGUUCAUAAACGUUAUCGUCAGUGCUGUGCCAAUAUGAGAGCGAGGGGAGAAGUGUUUUUGAGGAAAUGUUUGAGGUUUCAUUUUUAACAAACCCAUGUGGAGAAACAUCAAAUGUCUCCGAGUUCCAUUCAGCUGUGGUGUAGUUCCUCUCAAGAGCUCAUUGUGAAUAUCUAACAAGUCUGGAAAACGUUGCAACUUCAAUUAAAAGAAUAAAUAAAGAGUUUUAAGACUGAA
Sinocyclocheilus grahami is the source of this 2504-nucleotide messenger RNA. RefSeq names its product drebrin-like protein B. Gene Ontology annotation, molecular function: actin filament binding. Gene Ontology annotation, cellular component: postsynaptic density; actin filament; cortical actin cytoskeleton. The transcript is spliced from 13 exons. The coding region runs from base 167 to 1378 and encodes 403 amino acids. The record is from RefSeq and is a predicted model, not a curated record. Gene Ontology annotation, biological process: regulation of actin filament polymerization; positive regulation of dendritic spine morphogenesis; postsynaptic actin cytoskeleton organization. NCBI's taxonomy places the organism in Eukaryota, Metazoa, Chordata, Actinopteri, Cypriniformes, Cyprinidae.